UUACUUUCCCAUAUGUCUCUUUCUCUCUCAAUUUUUUAUGAUUAGAAGCAACUAAAUCCAUCUAACUCUAUCUCAAUUCCAUCAGCAUGCAACAGCUGUUCUCAAUUUCAGAUCCGUGUCACUGAUUUGAUUUUUGAAGUUAUUCGGAUUUCGAGAAAUCUUGCUACGUUUGCCUAUGCCUAUGAGUGAAGGUUCAAUUCCUAGGAGAAAUCAUUAGUUUAUUGUUUCUCUCUCUAGAAAUUCCGUUUCCUGCGCCAUAUUAAUCGCCAGCAUCAGCUGAUUCAGCUCAAUUUCAUUCGAUUUGUUGACCGAGGAGUCGUUGAUUGCACGCCAAUGGAAGUCGUCGUCGGUGAAGAGAAGCUGUACUCUCACAAUCUGCGAGAUUUUCUGCGGAUCAAGGAGGAAGAUCAUCGGAGGAAUCUGAACCAGAGCACCUCCUCCAGCAGCGGCGCCGGCCGCCGCAGCCUCACGAUGAGCGCAUUUCUCAGCGAGAAAAUCGCCCAGCCUCCGCCGCCCGAGGAUCCGCCGCGGCGCUCGGAGUCGAGCCGGACGUUGCUGGACAUCAUCCGCGAGGAUCGAACCGCCGGUCCCCGCCGCGGCGGGGACGACGGCCGGAGUAGUUGGCGGCACUUGAAGGACAAGAUCCGCCUCCGCCGCAGAAUCACCGACAACAGCAGCAACAAUCAAUCAGACGAGUCAAUUCAACCCGAUUCCAGAGCUCCGAUCCCCCUCACAAACCCUAGCCGAUCAACGGAGAGAUCCACCGCAACACUCGAACCCUCAAUUUCGCCUCCGAUUAGGCAAUUGACAGCCGACGGCAACGGAAUCUCAAAUCUAAACGAAGAGCGCCGCAUCAAUUCGGCGGAAUUGGCGCCGGAUGGGAGCGAUUCGCCGGUGAGGAUGUCGUUGAUGGCGUUGCUAGCGGAGAAUGAUCGGCAGAUGGGGUAUGAAAGCUCCGCAUACGCGAUGGAUGAGGACGAAACAGAGGAGGAUGUGAAUCAUGUAGUAAUUGAAGAAACCGGCACCUCCACGGCCGCCGCCGCCGGCAAAGGGGCGGAGGGCGAAAACUGCUGCGUUUGUAUGGUGAGGCAUAAGGGUGCGGCUUUUAUCCCCUGCGGCCACACAUUUUGCCGGCUGUGCUCCCGGGAGCUUUGGGUGCAGAGAGGAAAUUGCCCUCUUUGCAACAAUUUCAUUGUUGAAAUUCUUGAUAUCUUUUGAUGGGAUUCUUGAUUCAUAUAAACCUAAGAUCAUCUUCUUGUUUCAA
Molecule: messenger RNA, 1264 nt
Organism: Salvia hispanica
Lineage: Eukaryota; Viridiplantae; Streptophyta; Magnoliopsida; Lamiales; Lamiaceae
Source: RefSeq, a predicted model, not a curated record